CGCCAGUUCUUGCAAGCACUGAGGUCUCCCUUCUUCGGCAGUUUGACAAGGUAACCCUUCUUCCAAUCGUCAGGUACCUUCUCUUCCUUCCACACCUUCUGCAAUAGUGGUGUGGUGUGAGCAUGUCCGCUGUUGUCUCUGCAUCUGUUCUCAGUGCUUCUGGCGGUAUUCCAUCUGGUCCUGCUGCUUUCCCGCAUUUCAGUAGCUUUAUGGCGUUCAGGACUUCCAUUUUCGUUGGGGGAUUAAUGUUCACUUGUAGUUCAGCGGCUGCAGGUGGUAUUUGUGGACGAAGUGCAGGUGGUGGUCGAUUCAAGAGCUUCUUGAAGUGGUCGGCCCAUCGUUUCCUCUGUUUCUCUUCUUUCGUAAUUAAAUUUCCUUCUUCAUCUUUUAUUGGUUUCAUCUGUGUUGAUCUCUUCCCUGAUAGCAACCUGGUUAUUUGAUACAAUGUCG
Molecule: messenger RNA, 450 nt
Organism: Heterobilharzia americana
Lineage: Eukaryota; Metazoa; Platyhelminthes; Trematoda; Strigeidida; Schistosomatidae
Source: the annotation of a GenBank genome assembly